Culicoides brevitarsis is the source of this 1351-nucleotide messenger RNA. Its product is annotated as zinc finger protein 677-like. Gene Ontology annotation, molecular function: DNA-binding transcription factor activity, RNA polymerase II-specific. Gene Ontology annotation, biological process: regulation of transcription by RNA polymerase II. Lineage: Eukaryota; Metazoa; Arthropoda; Insecta; Diptera; Ceratopogonidae. The transcript has a single exon. The record is from RefSeq and is a predicted model, not a curated record. Gene Ontology annotation, cellular component: nucleus. The coding region runs from base 235 to 1146 and encodes 303 amino acids.
AAAGCGAUUUUCUAAAUAGCACUGCAAAAAAAAACGCAAAAUCAAUGUGAUUCUACGGCGAAAAUCUCAGUGAAAAAUCAGGUUUUCCAGUAUUAGCCAGUAGUUAGUAAGCAGCUCGUAAUUGUAGAUCAAAAAAAUACGUAACAAAGUGAUAUUAUGUUUUAACAAAGCAAAAAUCUCAUGCCGACAGAUUCCUUCCACUUAACUUAGCGAGAUAUUUAAGUAAUAAAUAUCAUGGAAUUAUAUCACGAUGAGUACUCCGUUUUUUACGAGUACGACGACGAGGACUCGAAAGACCGCCGGAAUGGUCAAAAAACCCUUGAGAACGAUGAAAUUCCAGUGUCGGAGGUCAAUGACGGGGAAAUGCCAGUGCAGGAAACGGCAGACUCGGACUUUGAUGAAGACUACGACGACGAUGAGGGCAACGAGGAACACUUUACGAACUCCUGUGAUGACGAAGAUCUCGAUGAAAAUUCACAAAUGACGGGCGGUCACAAUUCCAGCAAUUGCGAAACGCUUGAAAAUGUCGAUGGGACGUAUCGUUGUCCGCUGUGCCCGAAGGAAGUCGUGUCGAAAUACAAUCUGAAACGCCACAUGAUGAUCCACACGGGCGAAAAGCCCCACAAAUGCGACACCUGCUACAAGGGAUUUCGCGAACAAAGUGACUUACGGAAACACAUGAAGGUGCAUGUCUACGGAAACCGCCUUUUCGAGUGCAACAUUUGUUUCCGCUCGUAUCUCUCAUACAAAUCUGUCAAGUGCUACUAUUGUGAAGGCGACGACGAGGACGCUCCGCCUCCAAAUACCUACGAAGAAGAUCCGACAAAGCUGUAUAAUUGCUUUUUGUGUUCCGCGACGCAGCUGUCAACGACACAAUUAAAGCAGCAUCUCGUUCAAAUCCAUCCAGCGACAAGUCGCGUCACGUUCGGCAAUGGAAGCAGUCAGAAUGGAACCGUGUCGAAUACAAAUGGUGCCGCAAAAAGCAGUAUUACAAGUUCAACUUUGUCGAAAAAUGCGACCAAAAGUGCCGAUGACAUGGAAAAAAUUCACAAAUGCAAUGUUUGCUCGAAGGCUUUCAGGAGCAAGCAAUUCCUUAUGUUGCACACAUUGACACAUGCCAACAACAGAAUCGAAUCAGCCUUUUAAGAAUAUACUUUUUAAGACUUUUAAAUUAAAGCUUUUAGCGUUUUAAAGAUAAAUCUAAUGAUCUAUGAGACAGAGAUAUUUUUACACACGUAAAUGUUACAUUCCUUAUUAGAGUUAAACGAAAAGAUAUUAGAUUAGAUCAAGAGAAGAUAUUCUUGUAUCUUAUUUCACAGCGAAAAUUUCAUAUUUAAUAAAGAAAAUUAAU